GUUGCCAGGUACUCCAUCAUCAGGGCUCAUUCGCUCAGAUACACCAUCCCAAGCGCUUCAGUCUACUCAUCAGCAUGCUGUUACAAAGCGUCCACGUGAUUCGGUUUGUGAAUGCGGUCGACGAAAGGGGCAAGAAAGCGACGUUGUACACCACUGAAAUCGGCAAUGGAGAAAUAUCGUGGACAGUAAAUAUUCGAUACAGCAGGUUCUACGAGUUCCAUCAAGCUUUGCUGAAGUCUGACCGCAACGUCAUGGGCAAGCUCCCCUUCCCAACCAAGGACUUGUUCUCCAACCAGUCGCCACAGUACCGACAAAAGCAGCUCGACAAAUUUGUGUCUCAGCUGCAACAGGUGUUCCAGUCCCUAUCGAUGGUAGCGCAGGUUGCGUUCUUUGAGCUGUUGGAAGUUCCACAGCACGACUUUCAUCGCGACUCGAUCGACCCCACGGAACCUACCCAACUGGACGACACAGCACAAGACGACGGAAUUGAGAAAAGGGUGUCCAAACAAAGCAUUUCGUCUACCACAACCACCGAAAUCGAUGAUGACAACCAACACGAAACUUUGUCCGACGCUAGCCCUUCUGAGCAUCAUCACACUGAUCUGCUCUCUCCUGUGGCAUCUUCCCGAUCUGCCUCCUCUCGUCAAGCUUCAUCGUCGAUGUCCCCUCGCCAUGAUUCAUCGUCGAAAGCCAAACCUGUCGAUCUCACUCCAACCUUCGCUGGCGACGAAGGAAGCUCUGCUGCUGAGGCAGUUGACAUCCAAGUCUCGGACAACGUACACGGCGAGUCCCACCUCGACAAGGCAACUGACGUGGCGCGAAGCGCGGUCGACGAACUCUCCGAAGCCAAAGUACUUGAUGUUGCUGUGGAAUCCACAGGGUUUGAAGCACAGCCGCAAUGUGAGAAUACGUCCCUGCUCUUUCAAGCCGUGGAAGCGUAUUCCACGGUCGUGUCCGAGCGUUCGCCUCGCGCAUGGGAAACGGCAGGAUCAAGGAAGCGGCCCGUGAGUGCCCAUCAAUGCCGGUACCUCAUCACGCGAACGAUGCGAGUGCUGUAUCCGUCUUUGUUCAUUUAGACAUGCAGGAAACGACCUUAUAUACUUGAUUUAUUUACACGAACAAUGCCAUCUACGCGGCAUCCGCCUGCCGCAUCCAACCGAA
Messenger RNA from Aphanomyces invadans, 1161 nucleotides. RefSeq lists its product as hypothetical. Bases 75 to 1076 code for a protein of 333 amino acids. Gene Ontology annotation, molecular function: phosphatidylinositol binding. The transcript has 3 exons. The record is from RefSeq and is a predicted model, not a curated record. NCBI's taxonomy places the organism in Eukaryota, Oomycota, Saprolegniomycetes, Saprolegniales, Verrucalvaceae.